CCGCCUCCGCUCUCGAGGCCGCCGCCGUCGCCGCGCAGAGCCGGAGCAAGAGCCACGGCCGAGAGGAGGGAGGAGGUGGAGGAGGAGGUGGAGGAGGCGCCGGACCGGGGGGGAUAGAUUCCCAGAAGUGGGAUAACUGGAUCAGAGGGUGGUUACCCUGUGUAUAAGAGUGUGUGUCUCACUGCACCUUCAAUGGCAUUGAGUAGAUUGUCAGUAUUUAAACAGACCACAUCAUGCGUGAGUACAAGCUAGUGGUCCUUGGUUCAGGAGGCGUGGGGAAGUCCGCUCUGACAGUUCAGUUUGUUCAGGGAAUUUUUGUUGAAAAAUAUGACCCAACGAUAGAAGAUUCCUACAGAAAGCAAGUUGAAGUAGAUUGCCAACAGUGUAUGCUCGAAAUCCUGGACACAGCAGGAACAGAGCAAUUUACAGCGAUGAGGGAUUUGUAUAUGAAGAAUGGCCAAGGGUUUGCACUAGUAUAUUCUAUUACAGCUCAGUCCACGUUUAAUGACUUACAGGACCUGAGGGAACAGAUUUUACGAGUUAAGGACACAGAAGAUGUUCCAAUGAUUUUGGUUGGCAAUAAAUGUGACCUGGAAGAUGAGCGAGUAGUUGGCAAAGAACAGGGUCAGAAUUUAGCAAGACAGUGGUGUAACUGUGCCUUUUUAGAAUCUUCUGCGAAGUCAAAGAUCAACGUUAAUGAGAUAUUUUAUGACCUGGUCAGACAGAUAAAUAGGAAAACACCAGUGGAAAAGAAGAAGCCUAAAAAGAAAUCCUGUCUGCUGCUUUAGACCCACAGUAAGCAGCAGCUCUGAGCCAGAUUACAGGAAUGAAGAACUGUUGCCUAAUUGGGAAGUGCCAGCAUUCCAGACUUCAAAAAUUAAAUCUGAAGAGGCUUCUCCUGUUUUAUAUAUUAUGUGAAGAAUUUAAAUCUUAUAUUGGUUUGCACAAAUUCCCUGGAGAAAAAAAAUAAUUGCUCUGUGUAUAUCUCUUGGAAAAUAAGACAAUAGUAUUUCUCCUUUGCAAUAGCAGUUAUAACAGAUGUGAAAAUAAAUAUACUUGACUCUAAUAUGAUUAUACAAAAGAGCAUGGAUGCAUUUCAAAUGUUAGAUAUUGCUACUAUAAUCAGAUGAUUUCAUAUUGACCUUUUUAUCAUGAUUCCUCCCUGUCAGGCACUAAAAGUUGAACCAUUAUACUUUAUAUCUGUAAUGAUAUAGAUUAUGAAAUUUCCCCUCAAACUCAUUGCAGCAGAUAACUUUUUGAGUCAUUGACUUCAUUUUAUAUUUAAAAAUUAUGAAAUAUCAUUCUGUCAUUAUAUUCUAAUUAAAAUUGUGCAUAAUGCUUUGGAAAAAUGGGUCUUUUAUAGGAAAAAAACUGGGAUAACUGAUUUCUAUGGCUUUCAAAGCUAAAAUAUAUAAUAUACUAAACCAACUCUAAUAUUGCUUCUUGUGUUUUACUGUCAGAUUAAAUUACAGCUUUUAUGGAUGAUUAAAUUUUAGUACAUUUUCA
Ailuropoda melanoleuca (giant panda) is the source of this 1506-nucleotide messenger RNA. It is a transcript of the gene RAP1A, whose product is annotated as RAP1A, member of RAS oncogene family. Bases 234 to 788 code for a protein of 184 amino acids. Gene Ontology annotation, molecular function: GTP binding; GTPase activity. Lineage: Eukaryota; Metazoa; Chordata; Mammalia; Carnivora; Ursidae. The record is from RefSeq and is a predicted model, not a curated record. Gene Ontology annotation, biological process: Rap protein signal transduction. Gene Ontology annotation, cellular component: membrane. The transcript has 9 exons.